Microbotryum saponariae is the source of this 4977-nucleotide messenger RNA. Lineage: Eukaryota; Fungi; Basidiomycota; Microbotryomycetes; Microbotryales; Microbotryaceae. The record is from the annotation of a GenBank genome assembly.
AUGCACGCCGUGAGUUCGCAGCACCACCCAGCGCACCUGUCCUCGGGCAACCAGCCGAUCGGGGAGGGACAGAGUGCUGAUAUCUACUACCUGUGCUUAUCGACAGUACGACUCUGAUGACGAGGACCUAGCCAUCUACUCGCCCGGAAGGACCCCGGACCCGAACGCACAGCCGUACGGUCACCGAGGCACCUCCACUGCCGCGCAGCAGCACUUUGCCUCCAACGCCGACCCCUUCGCGAACCAGAACGGCGUUUACGAUGAUACCUAUGGAGGGCAGAGUCAGAACCCGGCUGCCUACGGAGGGGGAGAAGCCGCGAGUCGGUUCGGCCCGGCCGUCGAUGCGAGUCAUCCUUCUGACCGAGUCGCUCCUGCGCCCGCGGCGGGGAGAUACGACAGCGAGAUGUAUGAUCCAUUCUUGUGAGUAUCCCGAGAACAGCUGUUGAGAUUGAGAGACUCGUCGGCUUGAUGCCGACGUAUCUGUGCUUUCGCUCACGCGCCUCCUUUUGAUGCGCAGUGACGACGGUGACCCAGCCGCUGGCUCGCAACUUUCCCUGCCUUACGAGCGGCCCCAGUUCGCCCGCGAUGCCUCCAACUACUCGGGCCGGGCACCCCUCACCCAGAACGCUCAACUCCCCGCCGGCCACGGCCAAGGGCAGAUCGGCGAAUCGGCGUCGCGAUCGGUGCAGAAUGUGCUCGACCAGGAUGACCCUGAGCUCGUGAUGGCGCAGGCGCGUAUCGCUGCUGCUCAAGCUCGGAAACGACCGGGGCAAGGUAAAGGUAUCGUCCAAGAGUGGAUCAGUGAAGCCAAGAGGAUCAUCAAGGGAUCGCCCAAGACCUACACGGGCGAGCGGCUGAUUCACAUCGGUAACCCGGCGAUGAAUGCGCCGAGCAAGUUCUCCAACAACUCGGUCAGCACGAGCAAAUACAACCUCAUCACGUUCCUCCCCAAAUUUUUCUUUGGUCAGUCCCUUUGGGAGCACUGGCUUGCUUUCUAUGCUCCGAGAAGGGUGAUGAUGGGCUGAAACGUUGGCUCAACCCGGAACGCACGCAGAGCAAUUCUCCAAAUACGCCAACGUCUUCUUCUUGUUCACGGCGUGCAUCCAACAAAUCCCCAAUGUGUCACCGACAAAUAGGUGGACGACGAUCGCACCUCUCAGUCUCGUCUUGCUCGUCGCUGCGCUUAAAGAGAUGCAGGAGGACAUUGUGAGACAUGCAACUUGUGACUCGACGGGGUCUACCAGUGCUGAGCACUUCUCACACCCCUCCCUCAUUAGAAACGACACCAAUCGGACGCCGAUCUUAACUCACGAAAGGCUAAAGUGCUCAACGGCGCCCAUUUCGAAGACCGGGCGUGGCGCAACAUCAAAGUCGGUGACAUUGUGCGAUUGGAGUCGAACGACUUUUUCCCCGCCGAUCUCGUCUUGUUGAGUUCGAGUGAACCCGAGGGACUGUGUUAUAUUGAGACGAGCAAUUUGGAUGGGUGAGCAACCGGACCCCUACACCGGACGAAGCGUGUUAUGCGUGCGACUGCUCACCCCUCUUUGAUCUGUACAGCGAAACAAAUCUCAAGAUCAAGCAAGCCUCGCCGGUCACAGCAACUUUGACAUCCCCACCUGCUGUGGCUCAGCUCAUUGGCCAACUGCGGUCCGAGCAACCCAACAACUCGCUGUAUACUUUCGAAGCGACGCUCUCGAUGAACAACCUCGGAAACCAAAACGAUGUUCCUCUGGGACCUGAUCAAAUCCUGCUUCGUGGUGCUCAGCUGCGCAACACAGCUUGGAUGUACGGUCUCGUCGUCUUUACCGGUCACGAAACGAAGUUGAUGCGCAACGCCACGGCGGCGCCGAUCAAACGAACGGCGAUGGAGAGGAUGGUCAACGUGCAGAUCUUGUUCCUCCUCGCCAUCUUGAUGACGUUAUCGAUUGCCUGCGCGAUUGGAAGUACACUGCGGAACCAUAUCUCGGCUGACCAGAUGUGGUAUCUGAUGUUGGGAGAACGACCGAUCUCGGCUAGGGCGUUCAUCGAGGACGUCUUAACUUUCGUUUUGACGCUCAACAACUUGAUCCCCAUCUCGCUUAUCGUCACAAUGGAGGUCGUCAAGUUCCAGCAGGCCGCUCUCAUCAAUUCGGAUUUGGGUGAGUCUUCUCGAGUGCGAGGUGAGGAAUUUCACCGACUAAUCAUUCUCGAUCCUCAUGACCACUCUAGACAUGUACCACCCUGUUACGGAUACCCCUGCGUUGUGUCGCACCUCUUCCCUCGUCGAAGAGCUUGGGCAGAUCGAGUACAUCUUCUCGGACAAGACGGGGACUUUAACGUGUAACGAGAUGGAGUUCCGUCAAUGCUCGAUCGGUGGGAUCCCUUACGCCGACGUCGUCGACGAAUCAAAAAAGGGCGAGGUCUUUUCUUUUGCCGAGAUGCGGGACAACCUCACGCAAGGGCACGAGACCGCGGCCGUCAUCGAAGAGUUCUUGACUCUGCUCGCGACGUGCCACACCGUUAUCCCGGAGGUCGGUAAGGAGGGCAAGAUGACGUACCAAGCCUCAAGUCCCGAUGAAGCGGCUUUAGUCGCUGGUGCGGAUGUGUUGGGCUAUCGAUUCACCGUAUGUGCUCGUAACCGUGUUUUCGCAAUGUAGCCGGUGACUAACUUUACGGGAUACGCAGACUCGCAAACCUCAAUCGAUCUACAUCGAAGCCUUGGGCGAGAAGCGCGAGUACCAAGUGCUCAACAUCCUCGAAUUCAACUCGACCCGCAAGCGUAUGUCGUCGAUCGUUCGAGGUCCGGACGGCAAAAUUAAACUCUUCUGCAAAGGUGCCGACACAGUCAUCUUUGAACGCUUGUCGGGAUCGGGCCAAGUCUUCACCGAUUCAACGAUGACCCAACUGGAGGAGUAUGCGACUGAGGGUUUAAGGACGCUAUGCUUUGCCAUGCGCGAAAUUCCCGAGGACGAGUACAAAAAGUGGUCCGUUAUCCACGAUAAGGCUGCGGCGACCAUCAAUGGUCGUGGGGAAGCGCUGGAGAAGGCGGCCGAGAUCAUCGAGAAGGAUCUGUUCCUUCUGGGCGCGACGGCCAUCGAGGAUAAGCUGCAAGAGGGUGUGCCAGAUACGAUCUACACCUUGCAACAAGCCGGGAUCAAGAUUUGGGUCUUGACAGGUGAUCGACAGGAGACAGCGAUUAACAUCGGUUUGUCGUGUCGCUUGAUCUCGGAAUCGAUGAGUUUGGUCAUCGUCAACGAGACGAAUGCGCAUGAUACCAAGGACUUUUUGACGAAGCGAUUGGAGGCGGUCAAGAACUCGAGGAAUGCGGGCGACUUUGAAGAGUUGGCGUUAGUCAUUGAUGGCAAGAGUCUGGGCUUUGCACUGGAGAAGGACAUGAACAAGACUUUCCUCGAACUUGCGGUCAUGUGCAAGGCUGUCGUUUGCUGUAAGUCGACGUGAUCAUUUUGUGUCGUUUUCCAACCCGCUGACAAGCACAUUCUCUCGAACCGCAGGCCGUGUCUCGCCGCUCCAAAAGGCGCUCGUCGUCAAGCUCGUCAAGAAGAAUCUCAAGGCCAUCUUGCUCGCCAUUGGCGAUGGAGCGAACGACGUCUCGAUGAUCCAAGCCGCCCACGUCGGCGUCGGUAUCUCGGGCGUCGAAGGCUUGCAAGCGGCUCGCUCGGCCGAUGUGGCGAUCUCGCAGUUCCGCUUCUUGAAGAAACUGCUGCUCGUUCACGGCACUUGGUCAUACCAGCGGUUGAGCAAGUUGAUUUUGUAUUCAUUCUACAAGAACAUCGCGCUUUACAUGACUGGCUUCUGGGUAAGCGAGAGCCGUGCAUCUGAACAUUGAAGCAAGUCGUGUUGCUCGAAUGCUGAUCCAAAUCAACCCGCCUGUUUUUCCAGUUCGCGUUCCAAAACUCGUUCUCCGGCCAAGUCAUCGUCGAAUCGUGGACAUUGACCUUUUACAACGUGCUCUUUACCGUCUUACCGCCCGUUGUGCUCGGUGUCUUUGACCAAUUCGUCGGUGCUCGAAUGCUCGAUCGUUACCCAGAGUUGUACAAGCUGGGACAACAGAACAAAUUCGUGAGCCUCACGCCUAUCAUGAUGAUCCCUGUCACUUGGCAAGCUGACUCUAGACCGCACGUGGCGCCCAACAGUUCUCGGUGCGGAUCUUUUGGCAAUGGAUCGCCAGUGCGUUGGCUCACUCGUUCAUCAUCUACGCCGUCACCGUAGCCAUCUUCUGGGGCGACUUGAUUCUACCGCAAGGAUGGGUCGGCGGUGAAUGGAUGUGGGGCACAACCCUUUACCUCGCCGCUCUUCUCGCUGUCCUCGCCAAGGCCGCUUUGAUCUCGGACAUUUGGACCAAGUACACCGUGUUGGCUAUCCCGGGAUCGUUCGUCUUCACCAUGAUCUUCCUCCCCAUCUAUGCCCUCAUUGCACCGUUACUAGGGUUCUCACUCGAGUACACCGGUAUCGUACCGAGGCUGUGGGCAUCCCUCGUGUUCUGGAUGACCAUCUUGGGCUUGCCGGUGCUAUUGCUCACCCGAGACUUUGCCUGGAAAUCGUCAGUCGAAGCUCGCUUAAUCCGUUGCGGUGGCCCCUUACUGAUCAAAGAGAUUCGAUUUGGCAGGUACAAACGGCUGUUCCAACCCGAGCCGUAUCACAUCGUCCAAGAGAUCCAAAAAUACAACCUACCAGGUAAGCAUGGCUGGUGGAUCGGAGGGUAUAGCCUGAUAUUGAUGCGGACAAGCUUGCUUGGCCAACCAGAUUAUCGACCACGAAUGGAGCAGUUUCAGAAGGCCAUCAAGAAGGUGCGCGCCGUCCAGCGUUUGCGACGGAAUCGUGGCUUUGCUUUCUCACAGUGAGUCUCCAUCGGCGCCAGUGCUGGCAAAUAAUCCUUCGAAUUGACAUUGAACUUGCUGUGCCUCUCGUAGGACCGAGGAUGGACAAGAAGCCGUCAUCCGAGCUUACGACACGACCAAGGCCAAAUUGGCUGGUUGA